GCUAAUUCAACAUGCCGUAUUGCAACAAGGGUAAUGCCUCACCGCCGGUUUCGGAGAGACGCUUGAUCGUACGAGUAAAUUAUAUACAUAUUUAUGUAUGUAUAUGGAGGUUUGCCGGUACUGUAACAUUUUUCGGUCAUCGCACUCGUAGUUGCUCGUCACUCGUUCACGAUGCAGUUUGGUGUUCUCGCUGCAGGCAUAUUUGCCCUCACCACCACGGUCCACGCCACAGCAGGAUAUUCUGCCACGGAAAAAUACUCGCUAUGGAUGGCCCAAAGCCUCAUAUCCCGUAAUGAUGGUAUCAUGAAUGAGUCCUUUUCUUCGGCGCCGCUGCAGGCCGGGUUCACGCAAAAGGCGUUCACGGCUCUCCUCGCCCAGUACCCGGAUGAUGAUAAUGCCAACAUCUAUCGCGACUAUGUUCGGAGUAGCGUUGAUUCGGUGCUGCACUAUUUCGCCAAUGGUAUUGCCACAGCAGAUCUGCAAUAUCCCCUGGACCGGCUCUCCAGCGGCAACGCUCUACUAGACCUUUCCGCGGAUGCGAGCAACCAAACAGCUGCGUCGGCGUACCAAUUGGGCGUCGAAACGCUGCGCUCGAGCAUCGAUGUGAACCGAAGGAAUAGCGUUUUGGGGUUAUGGUAUUAUGUCUAUCCAGAAUGGUCCUAUCUGGAUGGAAUGUACUCGCUUGCACCCUUCUACGCUCGCUACGCCCUUUCCAGAGGCACCAAGGAUGCUGAAGUAAUCACUGCCAUCAACGGCACGGCGGUGGAUGACAUUAUGUACCAACUUGACCUCCUGUGGCAACGUUGCCUAAACAUCACCUCAGGUCUUCUCGCCCAUGGCUACGACGACAGUCGUACGGCUGUGUGGGCAAAUCCCGAAACAGGAGCCAGCCCCAAUGUCUGGGGACGUUCUUUAGGGUGGUACUUCAUGGCUUUGGUUGACACACUGGAAAUCUUGUCAUCCCAGCCUGUGACACAGGGCUACACGAAACAGCUAGGAGAGAGAUAUCGAUCUCUCGCUGCAGCUGUCAUCCAAGCUGUUGACUCCCAAACUGGCGCUUGGUGGCAGGUUGUGGACCAACCGGGCCGCAAAGGGAAUUACAUCGAAUCCAGCGCUAGUUCCAUGUUCACUUAUGGCCUUCUCAAAGGGGUGAGACUGGGUUAUCUGGAAGGCAACGAUGCAGAAUCUUCUAAAACUAUCGGAGUGGGGGCAUAUGAGUACUUGACCAACACGUUCGUGGUAUAUGAGAAUGAAAGAGUUCUUGGAUGGAAUGGGACGGUGACAAUUUGCAGCUUGAAUUCCACUGCAACAUACGAGGUAAGCAUGGAGAAUUCCAUCUCACAUCGAAGCGAAGCUAAUUCUUGAAUAGUACUAUGUUGGGCAACCUCUCAGAUACAACAGUGUUCUUGGUUCGGCGGCCUAUAUUCUCGCUUCGUUGGAGUAUGAGAGUAUUCAAGGGUCGAAUUGAGUCAAAAGCAUCGGAGCACCUAUUCACCCCCCUUCGCACUCAUAACCUUAAGUAAUACCCUUCACCCCAUGUCGUCCGGUACAUGUCUGAGUAACUUAAUGGAAACAUUGGGUGAGAGCUUUACUUGAAGACUGACUAGUCAAACCGCAAAAAACUCAGUUCGUCUGGUUUAUUGUCCGAGGCCGC
Molecule: messenger RNA, 1654 nt
Organism: Hymenoscyphus albidus
Lineage: Eukaryota; Fungi; Ascomycota; Leotiomycetes; Helotiales; Helotiaceae
Source: the annotation of a GenBank genome assembly